AUGUUUGCAGAAUGUGGAGUUGCAAACUAUGGAUUUACUGAUCUUCCUCCACGAUAUGACCAAGUCUAUAAGGACGACGAACCGCCACCACUCUAUGAGUCUCUAAGAAAUUUUGGCAACGUUAUGCCCAAUAACGCUGAAAGUAGAAGGAAUACCAGCAGUGAGCAGUCUCAGGGAGUAGAACACCAAGUUCGAAUACAUGAACGAGCACCAUCAUACAACGUCUAUGGUGAAAAUCCUAAUGAUGUAGGGUUAGUAAUUACCACUAAAAGAAACUUUAUCUUUUCCCUCACAGAGCUUAACGCGAACUCUUUAGAUCCUCAGUCCCUACCAUUAGUGACGGAGCCACAAAUAGAGCCAUUCCCAUUUCCACUACAUUACACCAAAUUCAAAAUCAUAUGGAAGACGUACGAGAACGGUUUUCAGGUAGGAAUUUAA
Molecule: messenger RNA, 438 nt
Organism: Strongylus vulgaris
Lineage: Eukaryota; Metazoa; Nematoda; Chromadorea; Rhabditida; Strongylidae
Source: the annotation of a GenBank genome assembly